GCAUCCGAUGAAGUGAGCUGUAGCUCAGGAAAGCUUAUGCUCAAAUAAAUUUGUUAGUCUCUAUGGUGCCACAAGUCCUCCUUUUCUUUUUUUGAGAUUCUACUGUCACUGUCUAGUUUUCAAAACUCUGAUUUUCUUCACUAUUAAUUACAACCUCUGAUUAAUUACAACCUCUGAUUUUUCGGGGAGUUACAGGAUCAGGUAUACAUCUCCCUUGUUGUGAGUGCAGAAAUGCAGGUUUAAAUUUUGCAGCUGCAAAAUUCACCUCUUGUUCUCUAGCUCUGUAAAUCUAUGUCCCAAGUGCCAACAUAUGCACUGUUCUGGGGUAACACUAGUUUGUCUUUGUAAUUUUCAGACCAAGAGGGGGAGCUAGCUGCCUCUGAAACACAGGGUUGAACCCCGCCCCCCCCCAAGCCGAAGAAGACAGAGGAGCUGGCGCGGCUCCCGUCACAAGUUGAGACCUGGGGUAAUCCCGACGGACGGAAAUGCGAAAUCACCCACACCCAGAGUUCAAGAUCUUUCAUCUUCCUGCCAUGGUUAAAAGCUUUUGGCGGGCUUCCCUUCUUUCCUGCCCAUUUUGUAUGCAGCACAUUAGUUUAGCCUUACCAUGCUUAAAAAACAAACCAAAACAAAAAAAAACUUGCAUCAGCAGAAUUGCCUAUUUAUUGCAUUUAUGGAACAUUCUCCGGGGGUUUGCUCAUGCUCUGGCUCUGCCCCCCCACUUCCCUGUCGUCACCCACCAGGGCCCAGUCCCUUUCUUCCACAUCUCCUACCUGCACCAGCUUGCUCCUGGUCAGGUGUCCUCCCGCUGGGCUACCUCUCGAUCUUCUGGAACCUCUUCUUGGCCCCGAGGAGUAACAAGGGGCCGUGUCAUCUUGCACAAGUUCUCAAGCAAAUGGCAACUAAAAUCGACAAGGAGGCAUGCAGAGAAGCCUACAACCUCGUGCGGGAUGAUGGCACGAAUAUUAACUGGGUGACUUUUAAAUAUGAUGGCUCCACAAUAGUCCCCGGAGACCAAGGAACAGACUAUGACGAGUUUACAAGGGAAUGCAAAGAUGAUAUCAGGUUGUUUGGAUUUGUCCGAUUUACCACUGGGGAUGCCAUGAGCAAGCGAGUCAAGUUUGCCCUCAUCACUUGGAUCGGAGAGAGCGUUAGCGGCCUGCAGAGAGCUAAAACUGGGACUGACAAAACUCUGGUCAAAGAAGUAGUACAGAACUUUGCCAAAGAAUUUGUGAUCAGCGACCACAAAGAGCUGGAGGAGGAGUACAUCAAGAAUGAGCUGAAGAAAGCAGGGGGUGCUAAUUAUGAUGCCCAGAAUGAGUAAAUGCACUAGCCACGUGGUAUCAUCUGCCUGGAUCAGGAAGGGAGGGGCAAAGCACAACCACCCAACUAAAUUCUGGUGAGGCGAACAAGAGAAUACUCGGCUUAUUUGCGUGCAGCUAAGAAGUCCCUUCCCUUCUCCCAAAAUGGACUUUUUAUUUUCCAUUCCACUUUCCUCUUCCAUAUGAGCUGUUCUUAUUUUUUACAAAAGUUGCGCAAGUAACUCAGUCCCCAAGCAGAUGCUGAUGCUUUCUAUAGCAUGUUGGUUUACCUUUCUGUUUGGCCCGCACUUGUAAUAGUCAACCUUGCUGUUCUUACAGGCCUGCCAUGAUAUCCAUUUUUAUUUUUGUUUUUUUUGGUAUGUGUUCACAUUUGAAUGGGGUUCAAAGUAGGCUCCGGUUACCACCAGGAGAAAAAUCUCUAGGAAUUGUGCACGUAUGGCAUUUUUUAAAGUUCCUGAUAGUAUUCUUGGGACUACAUAAUUUUCCUUCUUCGAUGUUCAGAUCUACUUGAGUUGACUCCACUUAAACUUUGAUUAAAUUACUUGAGCUUAGCUGUCCAGUGGCGAUAAUGAUGCUUAGCCGUUUAAAAAAAAAUCACGUUUUCAACUCUUAAUCAAUGGGAAGAAGUAAAUUUUGCCUUAAAAAUUGCUUGAUGAUUGCUGUGCUGCACCUCCACCUUCCCCCUUCUUUUGAUCCAACGUGCUUUGAAUGUUUUCAAGUUAUGGCAACAGUAAACUGGAGAAAAAAAAAAAGUAAAA
Messenger RNA from Dermochelys coriacea (leatherback sea turtle), 2080 nucleotides. It is a transcript of the gene COTL1, whose product is annotated as coactosin like F-actin binding protein 1. Lineage: Eukaryota; Metazoa; Chordata; Testudines; Dermochelyidae. The record is from RefSeq and is a predicted model, not a curated record. Gene Ontology annotation, cellular component: plasma membrane; cortical actin cytoskeleton; site of polarized growth. The transcript has 5 exons. Gene Ontology annotation, biological process: regulation of actin filament polymerization. The coding region runs from base 608 to 1324 and encodes 238 amino acids. Gene Ontology annotation, molecular function: actin filament binding.